Pochonia chlamydosporia 170 is the source of this 969-nucleotide messenger RNA. Its product is annotated as repair protein Rad1/Rec1. Lineage: Eukaryota; Fungi; Ascomycota; Sordariomycetes; Hypocreales; Clavicipitaceae. The coding region runs from base 1 to 969 and encodes 322 amino acids. The transcript has 2 exons. Gene Ontology annotation, biological process: DNA repair; DNA damage checkpoint signaling. The record is from RefSeq and is a predicted model, not a curated record. Gene Ontology annotation, cellular component: checkpoint clamp complex.
AUGCCACCUGAUAAGAGCCCCGUCUUUCGGGCUGUAGCGACAUCUACACGGCCACUGUACCAGCUCCUUCGGUGUAUUAACUUUUCACCGAGAGUUCACGUUCACAUCACUGAUGAAGGCAUUCGAUUUGCAGCCGACCACUCGAGGGUGAUGCAAGGAGUUGCCUUUCUUGACAAAGCUCUGUUUUCAGCAUACACACUCAACCUACCACAACGCGACGACGACGAAGCCGCCGACCUGCCCAAUUUCCAAAUCUCCCUGCCAUCGUUCCUCGAAGUCCUUCAGAUCUUUGGCGCCGUGGACGUAGCCACGCGAGCACAAAAGGCAGAGCAAGAUCCAUACCGGAGCAACCUGCGAAACUACAGACCAGACGCUUUCAGUAACCAAACGCUAGGAAUCUCCGGUACAUGCACACUGUCCUACAGCGAAGAAGGCGACCCCUUCAAAAUCACCAUUGAAGAAGCCGGCGUCAAGACAACAGCCGGACUAACAACCUAUGUCCCCGAACUGCCAGAAGACAUCCCCUUCAACCGAGAAGAGCUCUCCUUCAAAAUCAUCAUGUCCUCACGCUCCCUGUUAGAUUCCCUGGCGGAGAUUUCCCCCACAGCGCCAGAUAAACUCACCAUUGUCGCGUCAAAGACAUCACCGUUCUUAUCGCUCGCCGGCACCGGCGACUUGGGAAGCUCUGCCGUCGAUUUUGCUAGAGGCAGAGACCUGCUGGAGACGUUUACAAUCGCCGACCGCUGGUCGCAGACGUACAAGUUUGACUUUAUCAAGAAUUCAACGGAGGCGAUGCGCAUCGCCAACAAGGUCAGUCUACGGGGUGAUGCGCAGGGUGUGCUGAGCCUGCAGUUCAUGGUGGAGAUGGAUGGUGGUACACGCAGCUUUCUGGAUUUUCGGUUCGUUCCAUACAUCGUGUAUGAUGAGGAGGAUGAGGAUGAGACGGCUCUUAAUUUUGAGGAUGAUUAA